Molecule: messenger RNA, 651 nt
Organism: Puccinia triticina
Lineage: Eukaryota; Fungi; Basidiomycota; Pucciniomycetes; Pucciniales; Pucciniaceae
Exons: 4
Coding region: 1-651 (216 amino acids)
Source: RefSeq, a predicted model, not a curated record
AUGCCACGAAAGAAACAGAUCAAAUCAACUCGGGUGCUUGACCCUGCCGUAUGGGAUCAAGUAGUUGAUUCACCUGAGGGAGCAAAACACGAAGCAUCCGCGAAACAUGUCGCAAAGCUGGGUGAUUUUCAUGCCAUGCGCGCCACAGCUGCAGAACUCCGGGAGGACAACCAACAAAAUCUCGAUGAAGGUGGCAAUGUUGAGCCAGCUAGCGCGGUAUUGGCGCCGGAAAUAGGAAACCCAGCAAACGAGCAGGUGUGCCCACCAGAGCUGCUAACAUGGGCCCCAUACGCGGGAAUUGCACAUUUCCCCGAUGGCAUGAUCCGUGAGGAUAAUCACACAAUCGAUGGAGCUGGUAGUCAGUUUAGCGAGGAAAUCUCUGACUCAGACUAUGUUCCAUCUGAAGCUCGGUCUGUACUACUCUCUGAAUUGGACUCCGACAAUGAGGCCAACGGCGAAGGGUGGGAGAUGAACCCCGGGGAUCUCAGAGCUAUGGUUGAAGCAGUCAUGCCUUCAGUACAAGGAACUCGUCCUCAACUGCCACCGACCCAAAAGCAUCGGCAGACUGAUAAAUCGUGGUGGCCCUUCCGUUCCAAAGAGGCUAUACUCAUUCUAUUGUAUCUCGAAGCUUGUACAAUCACCUCAAGUUAA